GGCGGAGGGAGGAAGCCAGGCCCCUGCGGCGAGGGUGGCAGCGCGACCGACCGGGGACUGAGCCAGCCUCGCUGCUCUGAAGACUCCGGCGAGCGACCCGAGCAGCGGUCGCCGAGACCGAGACGCACAAGGGCUGGAUGUCAGAACAACAUGCUGGUCCAUUAAACUCCAAACUUUUCUUUUUUGAAACCCAAAGAAUAUCGGUGAUUUUUGUCCACUGCUAAAAGAAGAGAGAGAGGAAGCCCAGGGCGCUUGAGAUGCCGCGAAAUCCUUAUUUAUAAACAGGCCCGCGCUAGUGCUAGGGAAGCGCCCGGGGCUCGAGAGCUCUCUACCCUAUGGAUAUCAGCCCGGAGAAGCUGUGAGAACCCACUGCCCUGCCCUCCGCACUGGGUCGCACGGCCUCCGCCCUUUCAAUGCCCGGUUUCUGCGGGGACUGCUGGGCUUCCCUGGAGAUCCGAGCGGUGCUGUGUGCCAUGGGCUGCAUCCAGAGCAUCGGGGGCAAGGCCAGAGUCUUCCGCGAAGGGGUCACAGUGAUCGACGUGAAGGCCUCUAUCGACCCGGUCCCCACGAGCAUCGACGAGUCCUCCAGCGUGGUGCUCCGGUACCGGACGCCCCACUUCCGGGCCUCGGCCCAGGUGGUCAUGCCACCCAUCCCCAGGAAGGAGACCUGGGUCGUGGGCUGGAUCCAGGCAUGCAGCCACAUGGAGUUCUACAACCAGUAUGGUGAGCAGGGCAUGUCCAGCUGGGAGCUCCCCGACCUGCAGGAGGGCAAGAUCGAGGCCAUCAGCGACUCAGACGGGGUGAACUACCCCUGGUACGGCAACACCACGGAGACCUGCACCGUCGCGGGCCCCACCAGGAGGGCGACCAAGUUCAUCGUCAGCAUGAACGACAACUUCUACCCCAGCGUCACGUGGGCCGUGCCCGUGAGUGAGAGCAACGUGGCCAAGCUGACCAGCAUCUACCGGGACCAGAGCUUCACCACGUGGCUGGUGGCCACCAACACGUCCACCGAUGACAUGAUCAUCCUGCAGACGCUGCACUGGCGCAUGCAGCUCAGCAUCGACGUGGACCCCACUCGGCCCCUGGGCCAGCGGGCGCGGCUGCGGGAGCCCAUCGCGCAGGACCAGCCCAAGAUCCUGAGCAAGAACGAGUCCAUCCCGCCCAGUGCCCUGGUCAAGCCCAACGCCAAUGACGCACAGGUCCUCAUGUGGCGGCCCAAGUUCGGGCCUCCGCUGGUGGUCAUCCCCCCCAAGCACCGGUGACACCGGCCCCGGACCCCAGGUUAGACUCAGAAUAAUAACUCUGCUCAGAACGAAUCCAGAUGCACUCUUGGGUCAUUCAGCGAAAUACAACCAUUCUACCUUCUUCUCCGGUGGGUACCUCACUGUGCUGCCCCUGUGACCCACCCUUGGCACCUGCUUCCUCUCGGGGUCUGGCGACAGACCCGAGGUGCCCCGAGGGCUCCCGGUGUCUCCUGUCCUCACCCCCUUGGUCUCUCUCGUGCAGACAGCUCCCGGAAACACUGCUUGUUCUUUUCAGUUCCUCCGGUGUGGGGUUCAGGGCAGGGCCGAUGGCGGGGCUGCCAUCGGGGUGCUGGUGACCCUCCCGCCUUGUCCUCCACCACACGGCCUUAUGUAGACUCGCUUUGCCAAACUUUUGCCUUAAGCUGAAUGUAAAGGAGAAAAAAAGAUCGCAGGAUCCUGUUCCACCUCUCCAUCUGCCUCCAGAGGUGGAGGGGAAGCCAGCAGGUGCGGGGUCUCAGCCCCUCCAGUGGUGUCUGGGAGGGGGCAGAGGGAUUUUAGGCCUAAAACCAGCCGUUGCUCUUUUGUUUUGGCAGAGACAAAACCACAGGCAGAUUUCAUCCCAGAGCUUCUGGGGACGGGACUCUGCGGUGGCUUCUCUCUGUCUUUCUGCAGCCUUAACUGGCCUGCUGGCCGGAGGAGGAGUGGGGAGGCCCCGGGGCCGGCCAGUCUCGCCCCUCUGUCCCCAGGAUCCCCCGGCCUGGCCCGAGGUGAGCUUGUCCCUUUCCCUCCACACCUGUCCCAGAGGCCUGGGCCACCCCGACCCCAUGCUGACAGCCCCAGCCUGAGCCUCUGCUUCCUAAAGAGACACGUCCCUUGUCGCACCACGUCUGGAGACUGGAGUCUGGUGGCCCCGUGCCCCAGGGCCACCUCCAGGGCACUGCAGGGAGCCAGGAUCGGGUGCCUGGCUCGUUCUCAGGGGAUGCCACCCCCAGGCUGUCUGGGGGAGGCUGCACACAGGCCUCGAGCCCGGUGUGGAGGGGAGGCACCGAGGCACCUGCCAGGUACAGUGCGUGACAAGUGCUGCUGUUUCCCGACCUCAGGAAGGAAAUGGGGCCAGGCUGGGAGGGUGAAGCAGCGCGAGCCACGGGGGUGGCGCUGGGCUGGUCCUGGGUCCGCCCCCUGGGGCCCUGGGACCCAGGCUGGAGCAAAGCCAGGGUUUCUUGGCGCUGUCUGCCCGGGACUUCCGGGGACGCUCGCUGCAGCCUCCUUUUCAGGCUGCCACAGCCACGUCAGGGCCGCACUCACCCUCCAACAACCAAGCACAGAAACCGUCAGACGUGAAAAUAAUCUGUUUCCGCUGCAAAUGAGCCGCUUGUCAGGAGGCCCCUGAGGCGUGUGGGACGUCUGAUUGUCGCUGCUCCUGGGACAGGGUCUGGGGUGCUGAGUGCCCACAUCAGGGCCAGGGCGUCCUGAGCCCAGAGGGCCGUGGCCUUGCGUGUGGGGGUGAGGGGCCCUGUACCCCUGCACUCGUCCCCCGGCGGAGGGGCCCGCUCCACACUCAGGUCUUUCUUGCACUAAUGGGGAGAUGAGCGCUGGGGAGGCGACAGGAAGAGAGGUUUCAUCCCUAGCUGGGUCACUACUGAGGGGUCUUCUUCCUGAAAGUGGGGCCGGGUCCUCAAACCCACAUUUCUUUUUCAUCUACUGCUUGCUAUGUAGCCCAGGCCGGCGUCGAACUCACAGUGAUCCUCCUGCCUCAGCCUCCGGAGUGCUGGGAUCACAGGGGUGCUCCCUCAUGCCCGGCCCCAGACUGCAUUGCUUGGUUGGGAACCAGCACUGCAGGGUGCAGGAUCCUCCCCUGCAGGUCCCUGCCUCCCUCUGGCUCCCCUUCACCCCGAACGCCCUUUUCUCCACCUUCUGCCUCACUAACGGUGGGACAAGGGAGACCCCAGAGAGGCUGCGGGCCGGCCGGGAUGCCAGCUUGGGCCGAUCCCUCGGCCUCCUUCCUCUGUGGGGGCCCGGGGCGUCCUGCGCGGAGCCCCAGUCCCUCUGCUGCCCCCAUCCCUGGCGUGGAGUGGACACUCACGCCUUCCAGCAAUAAGAGCAGUCCUCAGCUGCGGCAGUUACUGUGAAACUGAACCAGGGCACUUACCAGGGGCGCAAGACGCUUGAAGACAAUGUACAGUGGACCUUUUUAAAGCUUUCAAAUGAAAACGUAAAUAGCAAAAGAAAUAAAAUUAAUUUUAAAGUAGGCCUGGCUACAGUCUGGUGUUUCUGGAGGGGCGAUUCGUAGUGGGCGUGGUGGCUGGGGUGCUGGAUUCAGGGAAGAGGGUGUGGGGCUGGUGUUGGGGUGUUAAGGGCCUGAAGGUGGGGGCCAGGAUGCUGCCUCACCUGCCCUCUGGGCAGCACCGUCUCUGCCCCAGCCAGCUGUGAGACCAGAAGUGUCCCUGGCUGGUGCCCUGGGCCCUGGUAUCUGGCACUUGGUAGGAGCUUGGCUUUUUUUUUUUUAAAUAUAUAUAU
Molecule: messenger RNA, 3764 nt
Organism: Fukomys damarensis (Damara mole-rat)
Lineage: Eukaryota; Metazoa; Chordata; Mammalia; Rodentia; Bathyergidae
Gene: Fam78a
Product: family with sequence similarity 78 member A
Exons: 2
Coding region: 414-1265 (283 amino acids)
Source: RefSeq, a predicted model, not a curated record